AUGGCGUCCUCGAACGACGGGAUUGCGAGCCGCCGCCUACCUGCAGCUGACGACGCCGUCCUUCGGAGGGCAGCCCUCCCGGGCCAGCCAUCGAUGCCGCUCGAAGCCGAGCCGUCAAGCUCCCCCGCAGAGCCGUUCCCGCGCCUGUCCAUGUCGACACCGACACGCCUGCUGCUGGGAUCCGUGUCGUCGGGCAUCGUGGGAUUCACACUGGGGGCCAUGCAGGGCGGGCAGACGGCGCAGCUACGGUUCCGGGCGGAGCACGCCCACAAGAUGCCCGACACGACGACCGGGUGGUACUUUUACCACAAGUCCAAAAACUACCACGCCAUGCAGGGCGGCAUCCGCGAGGGCUUCCGCAUGGCGGCCAGGACGGGCCUCUGGAGCUUCGUCGCGCUGGGGCUCGAGAGCACGGUGGAUCGAUACCGCGGGUGCAGCGACAUGUUCUCGACGACGGUCGCGACGCUUACCGUUGCUGGCGCGUUUUCGUUGUGGCACCGAUUCUCGCUCUCGACUGCCGCGCGGACGGCCAAGCUGGGGCUGCUGUUUGGGCUCGCAUAUGGGGGUGUCCAGGACCUGGUCGGCUUAGCCCGCGGCAGACCGAUUGGGUACGUCGAGAUUGUCCGACGCCGGUUUGGGGCUGCGUCGCACAACAACAAGGACGAGCCUGCAGGACGAGGCGGCGACGACGGGGAGCGGGCCGGGCUGGCGUGA
Messenger RNA from Purpureocillium lilacinum, 714 nucleotides. RefSeq lists its product as uncharacterized. The record is from RefSeq and is a predicted model, not a curated record. Lineage: Eukaryota; Fungi; Ascomycota; Sordariomycetes; Hypocreales; Ophiocordycipitaceae.